Messenger RNA from Gamsiella multidivaricata, 1191 nucleotides. RefSeq names its product galactose-1-phosphate uridyl transferase. The record is from RefSeq and is a predicted model, not a curated record. The coding region runs from base 1 to 1191 and encodes 396 amino acids. Gene Ontology annotation, cellular component: cytoplasm. Gene Ontology annotation, molecular function: UDP-glucose:hexose-1-phosphate uridylyltransferase activity; zinc ion binding. Gene Ontology annotation, biological process: beta-D-galactose catabolic process via UDP-galactose, Leloir pathway. The transcript has 3 exons. NCBI's taxonomy places the organism in Eukaryota, Fungi, Mortierellomycota, Mortierellomycetes, Mortierellales, Mortierellaceae.
AUGUCUUCCUCCUUCGACUUCAACCACCAUUCCCACAGGCGCUUCAACCCGCUCACCAACUCCUGGGUCCUCUGCUCACCCCACCGCACCCAGCGACCGUGGCAAGGCAAGCAAGAAGAGGACGACACCAGCAAACGUCCCUCCUACGACCCAUCAUGCUACCUCUGCCCAGGGAACACCCGUGCCAGCGGCGGCGUCAAGAAUCCUGAAUACAUGGAUACCUUCGUCUUCGAGAACGAUUUCCCGGCUGUCCAGCAGAAUCAGCCAACUCUCGUAGCUUCAGGCGAAGACACCUCCGAAUUCAACCCGCUCCUGCAAGUAGAAUCCGUCCGUGGCCAAUGCCACGUCAUCUGUUUCUCUCCGCACCACGACAAGACCCUCGCUGACAUGUCCGAACAAGAGAUCCUCCCCGUCAUCCAAGCCUGGAUCGACACCUACGCCACCCUCCGCUCGAAACCCCAUAUCAAUCACGUCCAGAUCUUUGAGAACAAGGGUGCGAUCAUGGGAUGCUCAAACCCUCAUCCACAUGGACAGGUCUGGUCGACUGAGGAUAUUCCGCAAGAACCGGCAGAUGAAUUGAGAAGCAUGGGGGAGUACCGAGAUAAGUACCAGAGGUGCUUGCUGUGUGAUUAUGUCAAGACAGAAGCUCAGGCAGACGCGAGAGCAAAGUCCUCCGCAUCAUCAGCUGGAUCAGGAUCAACAGAAUCCGCAGCACCGGGAUCAGGAUCAACAGAAUCCGCAGCACCGGGAUCAGUAGCAACGCCGGAUGGCUCGAGGAUCGUCUGUGAAAACGACAGUUUCAUGUGUGUCGUCCCCUUCUGGGCAACCUGGCCUUUCGAGACCCUGGUCCUCUCCAAGUCCCAUCUCGCCCGACUCUCCGAUAUGAACAACACUCAGAAACAGGAUCUCGCCAAUAUUCUGAGAAGGAUCACCUGUCGAUAUGACAACCUCUUCCGCUGCUCCUUUCCUUACUCCAUGGGUAUUCAUCAGGCGCCGACGAAUGAUAAUGAGAACCAGGAACAGCUAUCGCAUCUUCACCUGCACUUUUAUCCACCUCUACUUAGAAGUGCUACCGUGAAAAAGUUCCUUGUAGGAUUCGAGCUGCUUGGUCAGGCGCAACGCGACUUGACCCCAGAACAGGCCGCCAAGAGGCUCGUCGAAUGCUCAGAAGUCCAUUACAAGUCCGGUUGA